GGGCACAACCAGAGCUGCCCUCGGAGCCCGGCGUGGGCACAGCUGCAGUGCCCAGUACAGAGCCACCUCCUGCCACCAGCUCCUGUGGACACAGGGCUGGGCUGGCCAGGGCACCCCAGGCUGCUGCAGCAUGUGAGAGCCCGAGCCAGCACGCAGCGGGGCCGAGGGAGCAAAGGGAACCUAGCCAGAAGCUUCUCUAGAAGAAGAUGGAGAACCCGCUUCUUUUAUUCCCCCAGCUCAACAUUUCUGCUUCAAAGGAUAAACCCUAUUGCAAAGUCAUGAAACCAGCGAUAAAGGAAGAGCCAAACAAGGCAAGCAAGCCUGGAGCUAAGCAGAAGAGAAAUAGGCUGAGCCUGCUCCUGCAGAAACCUGAAUUCCAUGAAAGUGAUCACCUUGGCAAACCUGGAAACUUGACAAAAGCAGCAAGCAGUGUGUCUCCUGAAGAAGCAGUGAAAUGGGGAGAGUCUUUUGACAAACUACUUUCUGAGAAAGCUGGGCUGGAUGCCUUCACAAAGUUUCUGAAAACUGAGUUCAGUGAGGAGAACAUCGAAUUCUGGAUAGCCUGUGAGGAUUACAAGAAAAGCAAAAGCGCACAUGAUCUUCUGCCAAAAGCCAAGACCAUUUUUGAAACAUUCAUACAGAAAGAUGCUCCAAAAGAGGUGAAUCUGGACUUUCACACCAAGGAAGUCACAAGCCAGAGCAUUCGGCAACCCCUGCGCAGCACCUUCGACGCGGCGCAGAGCACGGUGUACCGGCUGAUGGAGCAGGACAGCUACCCGCGCUUCCUGCGCUCCGCCGCCUACCGGGGCCUGCUGCAGGGCCGGCCCGCGGCCCGCGCCCCGCUCCGCCGCCGCUCCCGCUCCUUCACCGUCAGCGACUUCCAGGGCGUGCGGCCGGACCUCACCGUGUGGUGACAGCCCAGCUCAGCCCUCCUCAGUCCCGUGUGGUGACAACCCAGCUCAGCCCUCCUCAUCCCCCGUGUCCCCAUGUGUCCCUGUCCCAGCUCGGCCCUCCUCACCCCCAGCUCCUGCAGCAACCCGGGUGUGUUUUAAACCCCAAACCCUCAGCGGGUGUAACUAAGUGGUGAAGCAAAAGAAAAUUCACUUAUAGCACAUCAGAGUUCUGGAGCAGAAUCUCACUUUCAUAGAAAAGUAGGUGAUGUAUUGGCAAGUCAUAAUAUGUGGAGUUUUCAUAUAGGAAUUUUUGUUUUAAACUCACAGCAAAGGCUGUGAUCAGAUUUGGGGGAAAAUUUUGAUUUUCCUGCUUAAAAAUUUCUCAUGUAGUCCCAUUUGAUAUUACCAAACACGUAUCCUGGACCUGUACCUUUAUGCCAGAGUUUCAUCACAGUUAGAAUAUCUGUAUCCAGUCUUUGCACACAUUUGUGUUUUUGCAAUAUUUCCUACACUAAGCACAGAGAAUUUGUGGUAUUUUCUGAUACUGUAAAACACACAGGAACAUUAUAAGGUAUAAUGCCAAUUUACAUUUAUUUUAACUAAAGACACUGCAUAAUUAAAUCUAUAAUUAAAAUGUGGCCAUUGCCUAUUUUAAGAGGAACGUAAAAAUACCUAUUUAAUUUUUUAGGUUACAUUUUUCUUAUUCCACAUGUCUGUUGUCUAUUUUUAAGUUAUGAUGUAUAUAUUAGCUUUGGCAUCAAAUGCAUGUAUUCUAAUUUUUUGCAACUAAAUGAGCAGCAGCAAGGGGACAAGAAUGCUAUUUUAACACAAUGUGUAUUCUUAAAUACCAGCUGAUGUCUAUGUAUAUAAAUACAAAAUAUUUCUACUUUUAUUUAUAAAUAGUCGUGGUAUACCAACUUUGUUACUACAGCUCUUGGACUCGGGCAGGGCAACUUUCAGUUCCAUUGGACAUUAAUAUCCUCUCUAUAGGUCAUAGAAGGGGAAGGAGAAAUCUUCUUUUUUAUUUCUUUACUAUCAAAGACAGACAUUUUUUUUUUUAUAGUCAGCGCACACAUUCAGUCUGUCCUUUACUUUCACAGUUGAUGCAGACAUACCUUGAAGCUUGGGGCAGUUCUUAAAAUCUUAAACAUUGGUUCAGUUUAGGAAGGGGCUGCAGGAUUUAUCUGUAACUAUGACUUGUAUAUUACCUUGUUUCUUGUGUAAUUUAAGCUUUCUCCCUUUCCCUCCCCUUUCUGUAAAUGGUGAAGGAGAAGAGAUGCAGUUCCUGAGGAUGGGACUUUGUGUUCAUUGUUAAUUUGGUGUGUAUAAGAGCUUCUGGAUCUGUAGGUUUCCCUGUCUGCUUUAUUAACUUCCAAUA
Molecule: messenger RNA, 2271 nt
Organism: Zonotrichia albicollis (white-throated sparrow)
Lineage: Eukaryota; Metazoa; Chordata; Aves; Passeriformes; Passerellidae
Gene: RGS18
Product: regulator of G protein signaling 18
Source: RefSeq, a predicted model, not a curated record